CCGCGCCCCCCCCGCGCCCGCCCCCUCCCCGCCUUUCCCGCCGCGUCGGCCCCCUCCCUCGGCCCGCCGCCGCCGCCGCUCCCGAUGAGGCGAUGGCAGCGGCCAACUUCGGCAAGAUCCAGAUCGGCAUCUACGUGGAGAUCAAGCGGAGCGAUGGCCGAAUACAUCAAGCAAUGGUAACAUCUUUAAAUGAAGAUAAUGAAAGUGUAACUGUUGAGUGGAUAGAAAAUGGAGAUACGAAAGGCAAAGAGAUUGACUUGGAGAGUAUCUUUUCACUUAACCCUGACCUUGUACCAGAUGAAGAAAUUGAACCCAGUCCAGAAACACCUCCUCCUCCAGCAUCCUCAGCCAAAGUAAACAAAAUUGUAAAGAAUCGACGGACUGUGGCUUCCGUUAAAAAUGACCCUCCUCCAAGAGAUAAUCGAGUCAUUGGUUCUGCACGUGCACGGCCUAGUCAGCUUCCUGAACAGUCUUCCUCUGCACAACAGAAUGGUAGUGUUUCAGAUAUAUCUCCAGUUCAAGCUGCAAAAAAGGAAUUUGGACCCCCUUCACGUAGAAAAUCUAAUUGUGUAAAAGAAGUAGAAAAAUUACAAGAAAAACGAGAAAAAAGGAGACUACAACAGCAAGAACUCCGAGAAAAAAGAGCCCAGGAUGUUGAUGCAACAAACCCCAAUUAUGAAAUUAUGUGUAUGAUCAGAGAUUUUAGAGGAAGUUUGGAUUAUAGACCAUUAACAACAGCAGAUCCGAUUGAUGAACAUAGGAUAUGUGUUUGUGUAAGAAAACGGCCACUCAAUAAAAAAGAAACUCAAAUGAAAGAUCUUGAUGUAAUUACAAUCCCUAGUAAAGAUGUUGUGAUGGUACAUGAACCAAAACAAAAAGUCGAUUUAACACGGUACCUGGAAAACCAAACAUUUCGCUUUGAUUAUGCCUUUGAUGAUUCAGCUCCUAAUGAAAUGGUUUACAGAUUUACAGCUAGACCGCUAGUGGAAACUAUUUUUGAAAGGGGAAUGGCUACGUGCUUUGCUUAUGGGCAGACUGGAAGCGGAAAGACUCAUACUAUGGGAGGCGACUUUUCAGGAAAGAACCAAGAUUGCUCUAAAGGAAUCUAUGCAUUAGCAGCUCGAGAUGUCUUUUUAAUGCUGAAGAAGCCAAACUAUAAGAAGUUAGAACUUCAAGUAUAUGCAACAUUUUUUGAAAUUUAUAGUGGAAAGGUGUUUGACUUGCUAAACAGGAAAACAAAAUUAAGAGUACUUGAAGAUGGAAAACAGCAGGUUCAAGUGGUGGGACUGCAGGAGCGGGAAGUUAAAUGUGUCGAAGAUGUUCUGAAACUCAUUGAUAUAGGCAACAGUUGCAGGACAUCUGGUCAAACAUCUGCAAAUGCACAUUCAUCUCGGAGCCAUGCAGUGUUUCAGAUUAUUCUUAGAAGGAAAGGAAAACUACAUGGCAAAUUCUCUCUCAUUGACUUGGCUGGAAAUGAAAGAGGAGCUGAUACUUCCAGUGCGGACAGGCAGACGAGGCUUGAAGGUGCUGAAAUUAAUAAAAGCCUUUUAGCACUCAAGGAGUGCAUCAGAGCCUUAGGCAGAAAUAAACCUCAUACUCCAUUCCGAGCAAGUAAACUUACUCAGGUGUUAAGAGAUUCUUUCAUAGGUGAAAACUCUCGAACCUGCAUGAUUGCCACAAUCUCUCCAGGAAUGGCAUCCUGUGAAAAUACCCUUAAUACAUUAAGAUAUGCAAAUAGAGUAAAGGAGUUUGGAAUUAGUCCAUCAGACAUUCCCUUCUCACAGGGUAGUGGCAGUCGCCCUGAUCUCUCUCCUUCUUAUGAGUAUGACGACUUUUCUCCUUCGAUUACCAGGGUGAAAGAACUGACUGUGGAUCCAACUGCAGCCGGUGAUGUUCGUCCGGUAAUGCACCACCCACCAAGUCAGAUCGAUGACUUAGAGGCACAGUGGGGUGUUGGCAGUUCCCCUCAGAGAGACGAUCUGAAGCUUCUCUGUGAGCAAAAUGAAGAAGAGGUUUCUCCACAGUUGUUUACUUUCCAUGAAGCUGUGUCUCAAAUGGUGGAAAUGGAAGAACAGGUUGUGGAAGAUCACAGGGCAGUGUUCCAGGAAUCCAUUCGAUGGUUAGAAGAUGAAAAAGCUCUCCUAGAGAUGACUGAAGAAGUGGACUAUGAUGUCGAUUCAUAUGCUACACAACUUGAAGCUAUUCUUGAGCAAAAAAUAGAUAUUUUAACUGAAUUACGGGAUAAAGUGAAAUCUUUCCGUGCAGCUCUACAAGAGGAAGAACAAGCCAGCAAACAAAUCAACCCGAAGAGACCCCGUGCCCUUUGAAUUGGCAUUUGCUGCAAAAGGAUCCCCAGAACCCUCACUCCUGUAACAUACAGUGGGUCAGCUGUAAGGGCCAUUGGAAAGUUUGAAAUUUUAAGUGUUGGUGGGAAAUGUCUUGUCCCUUCACCUGAAUGACAUUUCAAUUUUGUGAAACACUCAUUUGUCUGCAAAAUGCUUCUAGUCCAGGAGGCACAACCAAGAUAUGGGAAUAUUGAAGUAUUUUGUUUCAUUUACCCAAAUAGUGAUUUACUUUUGGAAAUCUUUGCCAAUUUUAUUUUCUAUAUAAUGAAGUAAGAUUGUGGAACUGAUCCAGAGGUGAAGAGUAGGGGAACCACAGCAUUUCCUUUUAACUUGAUGCAAUUUUUCGUAGCAAGACUGAGAAGUUUUCAAUCUUUUGCGUGCAUGCAUACCUCAUCAGUGAUUGUACAUACCUUGCCCACUUCUAGAGAAAGCUGUGCUCACCUCUUCCUGCUUUGUGCCUUGACUAAGGCUAUUGACCCUAAAUUUCUGAAGCACAGCCAGGAUAAAUUACAUUCCUUAUUUGUUACUGUAAAUUACCUUUAUUGUGUGUACAUUUAUACUGUGUUUGAGACUUUUUUGUGUGUGUGUGUGUGUUACUAGUUAAUUUUGCAGGAUGUGCCAUAUCAUUGAAUGGAACUAAAGUCUGUGACAGUGGACAUAGCUGCUGGACCAUUCCAUCUUACACGUAAAGAAGUCUGGAAUUAUGAUUUUAAGACCAUACAACGUGAUUAUAAUUUUCUUAGCAUUUUCUUUGUAAAGAACUAAACUAUAAACUAGUUGGUGUAUAAUAAAGAGUAAUGAAAUUCUGA
Sorex fumeus (smoky shrew) is the source of this 3154-nucleotide messenger RNA. It is a transcript of the gene KIF2A, whose product is annotated as kinesin family member 2A. The coding region runs from base 93 to 2327 and encodes 744 amino acids. Gene Ontology annotation, molecular function: microtubule binding; ATP binding; microtubule motor activity. The transcript has 21 exons. Gene Ontology annotation, biological process: microtubule-based movement. NCBI's taxonomy places the organism in Eukaryota, Metazoa, Chordata, Mammalia, Eulipotyphla, Soricidae. The record is from RefSeq and is a predicted model, not a curated record.